CCUGUACUAAGGGUAUUCCUGCCUUGUGCCCAGUAAUUCUGGGAAGGCUUUGAAUCCACCGUGACCCAGGUGCCACUGGUCAAUGUCUGUUUUUCACAGCUGCAGUGACUUGUGUCUGGGUCUCCACCAGGUGCUCCAGUUUCUUCCCACCUCCAACUAAAAACCCCCACUUAUAGAUGCCCACCAAAGUCAGUGGUGGAAUCAGAAAGGGGUUAAACAAGGGCCCUUUCUUUGUUGUACAUUGUACUUUGGACUGGGACCCGUGUCUUUUCAGUUAAGUCUGAAACAAAAUAGCAAAAUAACCCCUAUAAACCACUUUGAACACCAUUGAACCAUAGUGGAAGCUAUUAUGUACAAAUAAAGUUUUUUUCAAGGCAAAAACCUCUGCUAACCAAUUAACACAAAGGCCUGUCUCACAUUUGCAAACAAACAUCUUGAUGUUCAACAGGCCUGACGAAACAAUAGUGAAAUAUUUUGGAAGGUGUUUGUCCUAUUACAUCUGGCAUAAAACUAAUAAGAACAUCAUUUCAGUAAAAGAACAUAAUACACUUAAUUAAGUUAAACAUGGUGGUGGUGGUAGUGUAAUGGUCUGGGGCUGCUUUGCUGCUUCAGGAUCUGGACAAUUUGCUGGACAAUCUGGACAAGAAAAUGGGAGAAAAUAGAAUGAAGGAAAACAUCCAGCCAUCAGUUUUUUGGAUACUUGGGUCAGCAGUAAAAUGAACCAAAUGACACCAGCCAGUUCUCCUAUGAAUGGUUAAAAACACAAUUAAGGUUCGGAGUGGCUUAGUCAAUUUCUGAUAGAGAUGCUGUGGCAUGACUUAAAACAGACUGUGCAUGCUCAAAAACUUCUCAUGAGGCUAAGUUGGCCAAAAUUACUCCUCCUCAGAGAUGUGAAAGACUCAUUGCCAGUUAUCAUAAAUGUUGGAUUGCAGUUGUAGCAGCUGAGGGUGGCACAAAUUAGUUAUUACCCAGCUGGCAUUUCAACGUUGAAUCAACGUUGGAUUUGGUGUUGGUUUUAAAAAGUAAAUCAACGUUGCUAUGGUAACCAUGUUUUAAUCUCAUACAUUCAACCUUUAUUAAACCAUAGCUCACUAAAACUAGAAAAUCCUAUGGUUAACAAAGUGUUAACAAUAAACUUACAUCACUGUAGUAAAGCUGAGUAACAUUAACAUUAAAUGUUGUUUUAAGAUAUUACUUUAGUCAUAUUUCAACCACAUUUUAACGUUUAACGAAGGUCGGUUGUGUGCCAGCUGGGUAGGUUAUUAUGUUAUCAGGGGCGAAUACUUUUUUUUUCCAUAGGGUCAGGUUGGUUUUGAUAGAUUAUUUCCCUAAAUAAGUAAAAUCAGUAUUUAAAUUCUGCUUUUUAUGUUUAGAUAGGAUAUCUUUGUCUGAUAUUAAAAAGUGUUUGCUAAUCAUAUAUUUUAAGUUUGAUAAGUCUGUAGGGUACAAAUAUAUUUUUAACAGCACUGUAUCUGUUCACACAGUGCCCACAUCUCCACAUUGGUCUUUCUUUCUCUUUCUCUCUCUUUCUAUAUCUCUCUCUAUGUGCUGCAGGAAUCAGUUGUACGGGUCUGUCCGGCUCUCCAACAACAACAACACCACGGUGGACCGGCUACACCUGGGUGACGUCACGCGUGCACCGGGCGCACCUGAUUUAUCUUCCAACUUUAUUUGAUUUUCUUCCCAAGUUUUGAAAUCAGCUCACAGGAGGCGUCUCGAGGGUCUCCCAGCAACAGCACGCCGCGAGACGGCGAGGGGAAUAAAGAAAUAAAGAGAAAGAAGAAAAAAAAAAACAUCACGCUCUCUCGCGCUCAGGUGUGCAAACAUAAUAAAGAGCCCGGAUGAGAGGCGAGAAAUUAUCAGCGCGCGGUGUGUCUCCAGCUCUCCGCGUCAUCGCGGAGGGGAUUUUUUUGUGUCCCGGGCUAACAAUAGCUCCCGGUUGCUGCAAUAAGCGCGCGCCUGGUUACGGGCACGAGCAUCGUUCAGCCUCGUUUUUUUUGCAAAUUUCCAGAAGCAGAAGUUGCUAAUAAUGUGAGUCAGGACAGGAGGCGCGCGCGGGACUGACCUGAUAAACUCAGGUGUUGGGUGAGGAGGUAACGUCAGCGCGAGAGGUGACGUCGGGAGGAGGGCCACUUUAUAAACCGCGAGACCGAGGACCAGACAACACUUCCAAAAUCACACACUCUCUCAAACUCUCACACACACACCUGAGCGAGCCUACCGCCGCGUGAUGAUGAACACGAUGAAGACCCCCCUCGCGCUGCUCUCUGUGAUCCUCCUGUGCGCCGCGCUGAGCGCCGCCAGCCCGCGCCCUCUGCGCCAGCUGCCGCGCUCCCCCCCGCUGGACAGCUCCUCCACCUGGAACAACCUGAUGGAGAUGGUCAAGGAUGCGCAGGCGCAGGACAGGGACCACGAGACUCGACUCAUCCCAGUGAUCCCCAGCGAGAAGUUAAGAGAUACAUCAAUGUGCUGUCCUAACAUCAAAAUCCUCAGAUUCUACCUGAACGACAUCCUGCACAACGAGAGCUACUCCCGCAUGCAGCUGGUCCGGCAUGAUCUCCACCGAGUGGCCAGAGACCUGGAGUCACACUGUAACUCCCAUCUGGCUGACCUGGAGCACUUUCAGACGUUCACACAAAACCUGGUGCGGGCUGGAGAGAUGUACAAGAACAACAUCAAAGCCCAAAAUAAAGCGAUCGGAGAGGCUAACAUUCUCUUCCACUACCUCUACGAGACCUGCAAACCCCCCGGCAUGAAGCUCUGAAUGGUCCUGCUCACCAGCUGAAAUUCUCUGCCUUAUUUCAGACCUUGACAAGUGUUUUUAAAAUUUUGCUAUUUUGUCAUUUUAAUAUAAGAAAUUUUAUUUAUUGUGAUUAUAUUUAUUUGUAUGUUUAUUUAUUGUACAUUGUGACAAUAUUAUAAGUGCGGGAGUGUUUUUAACAGAGUAAAUACUCACACAGUGUGUGACCUGUGCUGUUAAAUGACAUUGUAAGGCCAGACAAGAGGCCACUGAUAUGACCUGACCUGGACCAAAUAUCCAGAGCCAGGACACUUAAAUGUAAAUGCAUUAUAAAAGCAUUUAUUAUACUUUUUUAAAAAUGUAAUUAUUACAGUUCUAUUCUAAAAUGUUGCUUUAUUUAAAAAACGAUUUCUAGCAAUUGAUGUGACUUUUUUAUAUUAUUUAUUUAAACAUUGGCACUGGUUUG
Messenger RNA from Astyanax mexicanus (Mexican tetra), 3206 nucleotides. It is a transcript of the gene il22, whose product is annotated as interleukin 22. The transcript is spliced from 5 exons. Bases 2231 to 2764 code for a protein of 177 amino acids. The record is from RefSeq and is a predicted model, not a curated record. NCBI's taxonomy places the organism in Eukaryota, Metazoa, Chordata, Actinopteri, Characiformes, Acestrorhamphidae.